Messenger RNA from Glossina fuscipes, 2109 nucleotides. RefSeq names its product runt-related transcription factor 3 (gene RunxA). Gene Ontology annotation, molecular function: ATP binding; DNA-binding transcription factor activity, RNA polymerase II-specific; RNA polymerase II cis-regulatory region sequence-specific DNA binding. The transcript is spliced from 5 exons. Gene Ontology annotation, cellular component: nucleus. Gene Ontology annotation, biological process: regulation of DNA-templated transcription. Bases 122 to 1963 code for a protein of 613 amino acids. NCBI's taxonomy places the organism in Eukaryota, Metazoa, Arthropoda, Insecta, Diptera, Glossinidae. The record is from RefSeq and is a predicted model, not a curated record.
AAGAAAAUAAUUUGCAAAAAUUGUGCGCUUUAAACAAGUAACGAUAGGCCCGAACGGCUGUUUUCCGUAUACGGUAACAAAUCAUCCACAAAUUAAAAGCAACAAUACGAGCAACCACAAAAUGCAUCUUACGACGACAACAAAUGGUAGCGGCAAUGCCGCCAAUACCGCAUCCUCUAAUAACAACAAUAAUUCAAAUAAUAGCUCAUCGAAUUCGAACGCCAACAACAAUAAUAAUUCAAACGGCGGUAAUAAUAAUAAUAAUAAUAAUAAUAAUAAUGAACAGAAUACUCCACCCACAGCUGCUCAGCUGCUUAAUGAGGCGUACACUAAAAUGACAUCAGAUAUUUUAGCUGAACGCACUCUGGGCGAUUUUUUAACCGAACAUCCCGGCGAACUGAUACGCACAAGCAGUCCGUUAUUUGUUUGCACAGUUUUGCCUCCGCAUUGGCGUUCAAAUAAAACGUUACCAGUGGCUUUUAAGGUCGUCUCGCUUGGCGAUAUUAUGGACGGUACAAUGGUCACGGUACGAGCGGGUAACGAUGAAAACUAUUGUGCAGAGCUAAGAAACUCAACGGCGGUUAUGAAAAAUCAAGUGGCAAAAUUUAAUGAUCUCCGAUUUGUAGGACGCAGCGGCCGAGGGAAAAGUUUUACAUUGACAAUCACCGUAUCAACCAAUCCGCCUCACAUAGCCACCUACAAUAAGGCCAUUAAAGUAACGGUCGAUGGUCCCCGUGAGCCACGCUCCAAGACUAUGUUAUCAAUUUUAGGACAACAACAACAAUUUCAUUUUGCUUUUGGGCAACGACCGUUUCAUUUUUCAACGGAUCCUUUAUCAGGAUUUCGUAUGCCACCCAUCGGCAAUUGUCAGAGUGCCGGUAAUACUCAUUGGGGUUAUGGUUCGGCUAGUGCUUAUUCACCGUAUUUAGCUGGUAGCGGUUUAUCGUCAUGCACUACCCCAACUUCGGCUCAAUUUAAUAAUCCUGCUUUGGGCUUCACUUGUUCCUCCAAUGAUCAAACUAACAAUCAAGAUUUUACCGGUGGUGGUAGCUCACAAAGAGAUUGCGUACCGAUGUUACCGGACUCGACGGCUACGGAUUUAGAUCAGCAUUUAAGUAAUCUGGUGGGCUCAACCACGGGUCAAAUGACACAUCACAGUUUACUCGGUUCUAGUGGACAAACGUCAAUUUCAUCAACGGUAAAUGGUGGCAGUACUGGAGCAGGUACCAAUUCUAUAUUGGUACCACGCUAUCACACCAACUCGAACAAUGAUUAUAAUGUGCACUCAAGUCAAACUGGUCCGCGUAGUUUGAGCGAUUCGUCACAGGCCGAAUCACCGGUACAGGAGGAUUUACUAUCUACUAAUACACCAAAUUUGGGUGGCACCAAUGGCAAUAGUGCCACUAACGGUACAGGUAAUAGUAAUGGUGCUGGCUCCACAGGAUCGGCUAAUAACAACUCGUUAGUGGGUGCAAAUCAAAACUUCAGUGGUAUCGUUAAUCAAACGCAAAACGCUGCGGCAGCCUAUGGAAGUGGUGCGGGUGCCGGAGUAGGCGGCGUAAGCGGCGGUCAUGCCGGAACGACCGGAGCUGGAUGUAAUGGUUCUUUAUAUCCUGUUUUGCCAGCGAGCUUACUAUACUCCCAAUUGUAUACUGCCGCCAAUCAGUCACACAGUUUUCAUUCACAUGCUUUACCCUCACACACAUCGCCAAAUUCAACGGUACACGGUGAACUGCAGAGUGUCAUGGAUCACAUUAGUAACGUCGGUGUUAGGCAACAGCAUAACAUUAUGUCCGGCGGUGGAGUGACACAUCAUGGCGAUCUCACUUUAUUGGGUAAUUGUGGUGCUUCCGUACGUAAUAUCGAGGAUGGCAACACUAAUAGGCAAGUAGCCGCUUUGGCAGUGCAUCGCGGUCAUCACAAUCCAACUGAUAAUGGGGGCAGUGUUUGGCGACCAUAUUGAGGUCAGGUGUUAUGGUGCGGCUCGGCUGUCCUCUAGUCUUAUAAGACAGAAGCCUCAGAGGCUACUAUCACUCCUGAGGAAACAGAGAGCAAGCACUUUACUGAAUAAUUACAAGAUGGAAAGCGUCUCAAAUGAAGUAAAAGAGA